This is a messenger RNA of Uranotaenia lowii, 2576 nucleotides long. RefSeq lists its product as uncharacterized. The record is from RefSeq and is a predicted model, not a curated record. Bases 141 to 2438 code for a protein of 765 amino acids. The transcript has 4 exons. Lineage: Eukaryota; Metazoa; Arthropoda; Insecta; Diptera; Culicidae.
AAACAAGUCCAAACAAGUCGCCUCAAACGGAACGGAAAACUCGUAUUUUUUGGAAUAAAUCCCGCUUUAAAUCGUUCAAAAUCACUGCAAAAAUCAUCUUAUCACCCACUUGAAGUGAGUUGCAAUGUUCAAAAGUGAAUAUGCCGACGACACGCAGUGCUAAGAACUUAAGAACCACUAGAUCUGCACCACCUUUGGUGGAGCCGCCCAAAAAGUUGCAACGCAACAAUAUUUCCGGUGGCGGUGGCCGUUCCGGUUCCUCCGGGGAAGAAAACGACGAAAGUUUGGCCCGGAAAUUGAGGUUGGGACUGCAGCUGAACGGAGGUACUAACAACAACAACACAGCUGAGAAGAGUUCGAAUGAAUCGGCACCGGAAACGGCUAAGCGGAAACUGAAAAAUAUUACCAAUACUGUGUCGGUUGUUGCUCCUGUUCCGGGGAAAGAAGUUAUAGAAUUGGCGACUCGCAAGCGACGAUCAACCGGUGAUGUCACCAAAAACGAUUGUGGGGAGAAGCGUCGGAAGAAAGGAAACGAUAUCAACCUGGAUUCCGUCUCUGAAUCUGAACCCAUUUCCCCAACCGUAGAUGGACGUCAACGGCUGAAAAAUGUUCUUGGUGCCCAUUACUUCGAUGUUGUCAAUAGACUGCAGCUAGACUAUGAACCGGAAUGUCUACGCAAAAUGAGUCAUUGUGCUGGAGUUCACGCGAAACGGAUCAAUCGAGCCCAUAGGAUGCACGAACGAAGGUACCGGGACACCAAGGAACUGCUUGUGGAAAACAGGCCGGAUCUGUUCCUGAACUAUUUGGAACAAGCCUUGCUGCGGCGAGAAUUCAUCGACUCGGAUUUGUUUCUUAGAACUCUGGAACUUAUACUGACAAUGAACAAGCCAUCUUCACUGUUAAACGCAGAUUACACUGUCGAAUUCGUCCUGCGGAAGGCGAUUGAUGUUUUGGAUCACACCGUUGACUUUUUCCCGCCCUGCUGGCUGGACGUCAAACAGUCGUACCUGAAUGUUCUGUUCGGUUCCCUGGAAGAAGAAUGCUUCCUAAAGUUCGAUCGAUCCGAGGGAUUGUUCAGACUGCUGUUGGUUUUGCUGGAACGAAAUGUGGAGUUCCGAAGUGAGGAUUUCGGCGCUCUGACAGUUUCAAGGUCUAACUCGGACCCUCGAGGUAUCGCUAGCUUUCAGCUUUGGGAACAGGAAAACAAUUUGAAGUACGAUUUCGAUCAACUAACGAGGGAGCAGAAGUUGGAUCGACUUUUUGCGGUGCUUCGGGUGCUGGUCAAAAUUUUGGAAAUGGAUCUUGCUAUGUGGACAUUGAGACAUCCGCACAAAACCAAGGAAAAUCUCUGCAGCCAAACGCGAAGGCCUCUCAUCGGCAGCGUUCUCUGGUCCGAACAUUCAACGGUUGGCGAGGUCAAUUCCCUAAUCAAACGCAUCGUUCAGCUGUACAUCAACGUAGUUGCGGCAAACUAUCCUGAAGAAAGCAUUCAGGUUAUUUCGCGAUUAGUAACAGUAAUCGGAACGGUCAUCAAUUUGAGCGAAAUCCAGUUCGACGAUGGAGCCCUCGAUUAUCCGUGCAUCAAGAACAAUACCCGAUAUUUUGUGCAGCAGAUUACCCGGUUAAUGGAAUCCAGUGCGCAAUACAGCGUGUCGCUUUGUUUACGUGUUAUCGAACAAAUGCGUUCACCGCUGAUCCGGAUGAUACUGGUCGAACAGUUUCUCGAGAAACUGACCAUCAACACGAGCCAAUCUGGCUCCGGUAAAUCGUCAACCGUUUCCUUCGUUCGCAUUCUGGCCAAAGGACACUGGAGAGAUUACCCGUUGAUUAAUCAUAGCAGUGCUGAGAAUAGUUCGGUUGAUUCGGAUGAUCCACCCACACGUUACCCACUUCUAAAAGACCGGAAGCUAUCCAAAGCUUCUCGGAAAGAGUUCACCCGGGAUCAGUACCUUAACAUUCUGUUUCAAGGAUUCAGUGCAUACACGAAAGUGUACCCACUUCCGGAAUACUUCCGAAUGCUCAAACUGUUCACCGAUGGCGGAUCACCAUCUUCGUCGUCAAACAAAGUUCGAAACGCUACCCUAAAAACUCCCCCGAGAAAGGUAAUUCAAGCCGCCAAAUAUGACUUUCUUUCGAUGGAACGAAGCAUUGCGCAGCUCAUGGAACAACGAAAGCCGGACAAAAUAAUCGUGGCAAAUCGUUCGAACAGCAACCGUUUACUUCUAGAGGAAAUCAACGUAACGCCGGACCUCCUGGACUACUACCGGGACGAGGUAAAACAUUUGUUGCUGAUGCAGCGAUGGUUCCGGGAAAAAAUUAUUCGAGCUACCCGGCAGGAGCAUCGGGAAGUGUUCAAACCCUGGAUGGAGCACCUGGAGCAGAUCGAUGAGUCGUUGGCCUGUGAAUCAGCGUCGACGUCGUCGUCCUCGUUUGAUUAGGUUUAAGUAGGUGAUACUUUAUCAUGUCAUUUCCAUGGCUGCCGUCAAAGCGGCGCUAAGUAAACCCAGUAAGAUAGUGGACUAACUUAUUCAUAUUGUUAUUUACAAAUGAAUUUUUUUUAAACUAUAAUAUGAAUA